GUGUGUGUGUGUGAGGAAGGAUGAGAAGCAGAGACGGAUCCAGUUUGUAGAACCCUGAAGUUUAGUAAAAGCGCACAGUUGUUUUGUGUGAAUCCACAGCGAUGUCUGUCACACACACAUGCGUAUCGCUGGACACGUUCUCCACCGGAUAAUCCCGAGUUUGCCUUAUUUGGAUUAUUACUGUGUGUUUUUAUACAGUAGGUGGAGAGUUUAAAUUCAUCGACUCGGUCAGUUUCUGUAGAUGUAAAGAUUAUUCCUCGAUUUUUCUUCCUUCAUUCUGAAACUCGUGGGAGAAAUUGAAGUGGUCACACAGUGGAUUGGGAUUGGGAGUGGAGACGCACACGUGUAUCCUCCUCCUUCAUCCGGCUGCGCUCACGCCGACGCUUCAGGAUUCAACUAUUGUUUCUGUCAUAGCAGGAAUAGAAAGUGACACGCGACAAUGUCUCUGAGCAGAAGUAUUGAGUUCGAACACUUCGAGGAACGAGAGAAGCCACACCGGACACCGAGGACCAACUCGGGCGCCGGGUCCCAGUCUGGCUCCAGAGGCAACGGACUCGUGCCGAGCCCUGCGCACAGUGCGCACUGUAGUUUCUACCGCACACGCACUCUCCAGUCCCUCACAUCUGAGAAGAAAGCCCGGAAAGUGCGCUUUUAUCGCAAUGGGGACAGAUACUUCAAAGGGCUGGUGUAUGCUGUUUCUAAUGACCGGUUCAGGUCCCUGGAUGCUCUGCUCAUGGAGCUCACACGGUCUCUGUCGGACAACGUCAACCUGCCUCAGGGAGUCCGGACCUUAUACACGUUGGAUGGAGGCAGGAAGAUCUCCAGUCUGGAUGAGUUAGUGGAAGGUGAGAGUUAUGUGUGUGCCUCCAACGAACCCUUCCGCCGCGUGGACUACAGCAAGAACAUCAACCCCAACUGGUCAGUGGGCAGCAAGACAGGCACAUCCCGCUCCCUCUCCUCUCUCAUGAUCCCGUCAAAGAGUGACCUGCAGCGUGAGGCCAAGGACUUCAUUAAACCCAAGCUGGUCACAGUCAUCCGUAGCGGCGUCAAACCCCGCAAGGCUGUUCGGAUUCUGCUCAACAAAAAGACGGCACACUCCUUCGAGCAGGUGCUCACUGACAUCACGGAGGCGAUCAAGCUGGACUCUGGAGCUGUGAAGAGACUCUACACGUUAGAGGGCAAGCAGAUCUCCUCCCUGCAGGACUUCUUUGGAGAGGACGACGUGUUCAUCGCGUGCGGCCCAGAGAAACACCGCUAUGCCCAGGACGACUUUGUGUUGGAUCACAGUGGUAAGGCUUCCACAGCCUUUAUGACUGAAUGCAGAGUGCUGAAGUCAUCGUACGGCCGCUCCGCUACUCCACACAGGACAGUUAAGAGUCCUGGACUUUCACGACGCAGCAAAUCCCCUUGUGGAGUAAGGCGACCUGUCCACUUCUCCACCAGUCAGCUUUCCAUCAAAUCCCCAGUAAACGGUGCAUCGAGUAGCCAGCUCUCAACGCCGAGGUCCACAAAGUCCUCCACUCCGUCUCCCACCAGCCCCCGAACCCUCCCUGGUUUUAGAAUCCCUCCGUCACAUCACGUCUCCUCUCCAAAUGUAAAUGGCUCAUUGAGCAACCACCAAGAGCAAAGCAAUCAACUGACUCCGGAGGUUAACGGCAACCGCUACGUUCCCGACUCCACCAUUUCGGAGAAAUACAAAGUUGGGAAGGUCAUUGGAGAUGGUAACUUUGCUGUGGUCAAAGAAUGUGUGGAGAGGUCGACAGGAAAAGAGUUUGCACUGAAGAUCAUCGACAAGGCCAAGUGCACUGGAAAGGAGCACCUCAUCGAGAACGAGGUGGCAGUGCUGCGCAGGGUGAAACACCCUAACAUCAUCAUGUUGGUGGAGGAGGUGGACACUCCCUCUGAACUGUACCUGGUCAUGGAGCUCGUCAAGGGAGGAGAUUUAUUCGAUGCCAUCACCUCCUCCACCAAAUACACGGAGACAGACGCCGGCAUCUUGAUCUACAACCUGACCGGAGCUCUGAAGUAUCUGCACAGCAUGAACAUCGUCCACAGAGACAUUAAACCAGAGAACCUGCUGGUGUUUGAGUGUCCCGAUGGCACCAAGUCCUUGAAGCUGGGGGACUUUGGCUUGGCCACAGUGGUGGAGGGACCUCUGUAUACCGUGUGUGGCACUCCUACAUAUGUCGCUCCAGAAAUCAUCUCAGAGUCUGGUUACGGUCUGAAGGUUGAUAUCUGGGCUGCAGGCGUCAUCACCUACAUCCUUCUCUGUGGCUUUCCUCCCUUCAGAAGUGAGAGCAAUUUGCAAGAGGACCUGUUUGAGCAGAUCCUUCAGGGGCGCCUGGACUUCCCCAGUCCUUACUGGGACAACAUCACAGACUCAGCCAAGGAGCUGAUUGGAAAGAUGCUGCAGGUCAACGUCGAGGCUCGAUACACAGCACAAGAUGUCCUCUCCCACUCAUGGAUCACGGAUGAUGCAGUGAUGGAGAACAACAUGCAGAUGGAGGUGACAGGUAAACUAAAAGCACACUUCAACACUGCGCCGAAGCACAACAACACAACAGCUGGAGUAUCAGUCAUCAUGUUUGAGGUGUAAACACGGGCGCUGGCCUUGGCUCCUCCUCCUCCUCCUCCUCCUACUCCUCUUCUCCAUCCACUUCCUUCUUCCUCCUCCUCACCCCUUCCUCAUACCCGACCCAGGACCACAGGGGACGCCUGGAGCUGAAAGCCGGGUAUACACUCCUCCCCCACCAUGAUUUUCCUCCCAUCUUCCUUUCCAGCCUUCGCCCUUCCCUUCACCCUCCUCCCCCCUCAGCCCCAACCUACUCUCCCUUCCUUCCUUGCUUCCUGUUUCUUUAUCAGACCCACUGCCCCUCAGCUACUUCUCCCAGUAUUAACGGAUGUUGACGUCACUAACACCUGGUUUUUAACCCCUUGCUCCUCAUUCUGCUCAUUUUCAUUCCAUGUGUAUCAGUCUAACUUUUACGGGAUGUGACAAUAAUCUCAUUUUUGUGUUUUGAAGAAUGCGUUUGUGUGCUGACAUUUUCAUAAAAGGUUUAUUUAGCAUGUUGCUGAUGCAAGUUCUAGCUGGAGCAGUGUCAUUAACCUGGAAAAACCCCAAAAAACCUGCUCUCUGUGUCCAUGAAUCACUCAUUGGUUUCAAAGCACUUGUUACAUGAUGUUGAUUGAGCUCUGGCGCCACCUUGUGGAAUAACUGAAGAGCUGUGCUGCUGCUGGCAACAUUCUGUAGCGUGAACAUUCAUUUCAGACGAUGAAGAUGGUGGUAUUCUAUUUUCUUUACGUAGCAAAUCACAUGAGAAAGAGCUGUAAUUGAUCUCAAUAAUUUAUAUUAUAAUAAUAAUAAUUGAUCUGAACAAAUUUAUUAGACCACCAAACCUAAAUAUAUUAGAAAACACUUGUUUAAAACUAAAAAUGAAUUCACCUUUUUAUACUCAAAUUUGAGCCAGAAGUCAGAAAUGAAUCAAGCACAACAUUCAACCACUAAAACUAACUUUUCUGUUAAAUAACUAUAAUUUGAUCAAGAAAUAAUAAUGCUUUACUAUUUUCUUCUGGGUUUUUUUUGGUUAAAGAGCUUCUACAUACCGGUGUAUUAACCAUAACAUAAAAAUCAUUUUGACAUUAUUAAUAAUGCUGUUAAUUUAGAGCAGCUGUGGUCUAAUACAUUUGAUAAGCACUGUACAAGUUUUCAUAGAAAUAACAUGAUGUUUACUUCCUGUACUUUUGGGACUGAGCUGAACAAAAGCAGUUCAUCGUCAGUGAUGAAAACACAGACUAACACCAGCCUCAUCUUUAACCAGUCGUACAUCUUACCACUGCAUUUCAGUCCCAUUCUUCUUUGUCGUUAUUUAAAUAUCACUUUACUCACCACCAUGUUUCGCUUGGACAAAGUCCCCCAGAAGAAGUCUGACGUUUGUUCCAGCUCAGUUUCCUCAAAUGUCUCUCUUUGUGGAAUUUGAAUAGAACGGUCACGUCUGUGCUGGAACAAUGGCCGUCCACUGGCUGUCAUGCUUGUUGUGUUUAUUUUGUGAUGCUGUGAGUAAGACUAGUCUCUGUCCCUUUUUUGCUUCUCCCCUCUUCCCUGCAUUACGUUCCUCUGAAUUAGCUCCAAGGCAGGGGUAUGUACUAACACUUAACGCUACGCCUCGACUCCACCGCCGCUGGUGUUCAGCACAAGGGCAAACGAGGAACGUGCCAUUCACCACUUUUCUGUCCCACAACAACAACAACAACAACAACAUCAUUGACUUUAAAUCACAACAUAUAAACGUAUAAAGUUCACUUUCUCGUUUGCCCUUUUUCUGCACAGAGCGGCACUUGAUAGAUUCUUUGCCUAUUUGUGGCGUCAGUCUGUCCCUUUUUCAUACUGUGUAUUUUUCAGUUUUUUGUGUCCAUCUCAUGUGUUUUCAUUCAUAUAAAAUCAAAAUAAUGGAGAAAAAGGUCAUUAUUUAAUGAGUAAGUCCCUGGAAAACCUUUAUUUUUUGUUGUUGUUGUUAUUGUCAGUGUAGAUUGACCCACAGUGUCUCCUAACUUUGCUCUGAUGUUUCACUUGAAGCUGAUUCCUCCGUCUGUUUCGCCAGAACACAGCUCUUGAUAAGGAGAACCUCCAGCUCACCACUCGUCAUUGUGCACCAGCUCACAAAGAAGAACCUUCUUCUCUUCCAAUAAAACCA
Messenger RNA from Solea solea (common sole), 4691 nucleotides. RefSeq names its product doublecortin-like kinase 2a (gene dclk2a). The transcript has 17 exons. Gene Ontology annotation, cellular component: microtubule cytoskeleton. Gene Ontology annotation, molecular function: ATP binding; protein kinase activity. Gene Ontology annotation, biological process: intracellular signal transduction; protein phosphorylation. Lineage: Eukaryota; Metazoa; Chordata; Actinopteri; Pleuronectiformes; Soleidae. Bases 440 to 2596 code for a protein of 718 amino acids. The record is from RefSeq and is a predicted model, not a curated record.